Haliotis rufescens (red abalone) is the source of this 534-nucleotide messenger RNA. Its product is annotated as spore wall protein 2-like. Lineage: Eukaryota; Metazoa; Mollusca; Gastropoda; Lepetellida; Haliotidae. The coding region runs from base 1 to 534 and encodes 177 amino acids. The transcript has a single exon. The record is from RefSeq and is a predicted model, not a curated record.
AUGACAAGACAGGACAAAGCAGGACAAGACAGGACAAGACAUGACAAAGCAGGACAAGACAGGACAAGGCAGGACAAAGCAGGACAAGACAGGACAAAGCGGGACAAGACAGGACAAAGCAGGACAAGACAGGGCAAGACAGGACAAGACAGGACAAGACAGGACAAGACAGGACAAAGCAGGACAAGACAGGACAAGGCAGGACAAGACAGACCGAGACAUGACAAGACAGGACAAAGCAGGACAAGACAGGACAAAGCGGGACAAGACAGGACAAAGCAGGACAAGACAGGACAAGACAGGACAAGACAGGACAAGACAGGACAAAGCAGGACAAGACAGGACAAGGCAGGACAAGACAAGACAAAGCAGGACAAGACAGGACAAGGCAGGACAAGACAGGACAAAGCAGGACAAGACAGGACAAGGCAGGACAAGGCAGGUCAAGACAUGACAAAGCAGGACAAGACAGGACAAGGCAGGACAAGACAUGACAAAGCAGGACAAGACAGGACAAGGCAGGACAAGACAUGA